AUGUGGAAGUCUCGAGCUCUUCAUCUCCCAUAUAUCCUGCUGAUAAUAUUAAUCUGCACCGGCACAAUCUCAGCCGCUGAACAUGGGCCAUUUGGACAAAAGGUCCGCGACGCGCAGAGACUGUCUGGACGUGCCGUCCCGCAGCAAGCGCCCUUAAAACUCCCCCAGGAUGACUUCCGCUUCCUAAAUCAGGAGACACAACCGUACCUAGUUGAAAGCCUACCCGAUGUCCCUUUCGACAUCGGCGAAAUCUACUCGGGGUCGGUGCCCAUCGAUCAAGGCAACGACUCACGAUCUCUUUUCUUCGUAUUUCAACCCACUAUCGGGGAUCCUGUGGAUGAGAUUACCAUCUGGCUCAACGGUGGACCGGGCUGCAGCUCGCUCCAGGGCUUCUUCCAGGAGAAUGGGCGGUUCCUCUGGCAGAAAGGCACGUAUCUGCCGGUGCAGAAUCCGUAUUCCUGGGUCAAUCUCACUAAUAUGCUGUGGGUUGACCAGCCUGUCGGGGCGGGAUUCGCCCUUGGCACGCCGACAGCCACGUCCCAGGAGGAUAUAGCCGACGACUUUGUCAAGUUCUUCAAGAACUUCCAGCAAAUAUUCGGGAUCAAGAGAUUCAGGAUCUUCGUCACGGGGGAGAGCUACGCGGGCCGCUAUGUGCCGUACAUCUCAGCGGCCAUGCUGGACCAGAAUGACACGGAGUACUACGACAUGCAGGGCGCCCUGGUCUACGAUCCCUGCAUCGGACAAUACGACUACGUGCAAGAACAAGCCCCCGCCGUGCCCUUCGUCCAAGAAAACGCGAAUCUUUUCAACUUCAACGCUAGCUUCAUGGAGGAGAUUGAGAGUCUGCACAAAACCUGCGGCUACGAGUCCUACAUGGACGAGUACCUCACCUUCCCACCAUCCUCGCCCCAGCCGCCCGUGUCGUUCAACGUCACGGACGAAGCAACAAGCUGCAAUAUCUUCGGCUCCAUCAACGCCGCAGUGCUACAGACCAACCCAUGCUUCAACAUCUACCAAAUCUCCCAGAUGUGCCCCCUGCAGUGGGACGUGCUAGCCUUCCCGACAGCCUUCCUCUACCAGCCCGCCGGCGCCACCGUGUACUUCGACCGAGCGGACGUCAAGCGCGCCCUGCACGCGCCCGAGCACAUCACCUGGGCCGCGUGCACAGAGGACCCCGUCUUCGUCGGCGGGCCCGAAGCCGAGGGCGACCUCUCCGCCAACCCCAUCGAGACGGUCCUGCCGCAGGUGAUCGAAGCGACGAAUCGGGUGCUCGUCAGCAACGGCGACUACGACAUGAUCAUCCUCACGAACGGCACGCUGCUCGCCAUCCAGAACAUGACGUGGAACGGGGCGUUGGGGUUCCAGGCGGCGCCGAGCACGCCCAUCAACAUCACGCUGCCGGACCUGCAGUACCGGGACGUGUUUAUGGCGAAUAACGCGACGGGGUGGCAGGACGGGCAGGGGGUGAUGGGCGUGCAGCACUAUGAGCGCGGACUGAUGUGGGCGCAGUCGUUCCAGACGGGGCAUAUGCAGCCGUCGAACCAGCCGCGCUUGACUUAUCGUCACUUGGAGUGGUUGCUGGGGCGGGUGGAUGAGUUAUAA
Molecule: messenger RNA, 1602 nt
Organism: Aspergillus campestris IBT 28561
Lineage: Eukaryota; Fungi; Ascomycota; Eurotiomycetes; Eurotiales; Aspergillaceae
Gene: sxa2
Product: putative pheromone processing carboxypeptidase (Sxa2)
Exons: 4
Coding region: 1-1602 (533 amino acids)
Biological process (GO): proteolysis
Molecular function (GO): serine-type carboxypeptidase activity
Source: RefSeq, a predicted model, not a curated record